Molecule: messenger RNA, 4008 nt
Organism: Ipomoea nil (Japanese morning glory)
Lineage: Eukaryota; Viridiplantae; Streptophyta; Magnoliopsida; Solanales; Convolvulaceae
Exons: 11
Coding region: 1-4008 (1335 amino acids)
Biological process (GO): DNA repair; telomere maintenance
Molecular function (GO): DNA helicase activity
Source: RefSeq, a predicted model, not a curated record
AUGAGGAAACUUACAUCUUCAACCACCAUUGGUUCGAAGCGCAAGCAUCCCAGCAACAACCAAGCUUCAACCGCAAUUCGGACGACAAUUCGUAAUUCCCCUUUGCAAGAUUUGGGUAGCAGAAUACCAUUAAGCAACAUAUCCAAUAGAAAUUCUGCUCGAGUUGACGGUGAUCGUGAAAAAGCAUCUAUUACCAAGCGCCACAAUCAUUCGUUCGACUUAAAUAGAACCCCAGAUUCACAGCUAGUUUCUUCUCCGUUACGGAUGACCAUACGUACUACACCACCGCAAGAAUUGAGUUGCAGAAUGCCAUUUAGCAACAUAUCAAAUGCAAAUUGCGGUCAAGUCAAUGUGGUCGCCGGCAAUCCGCCUCCAUCUAACCGUCAAAGUUACUGCUUUGACUUAAAUCUAUCACCAGAGUCGCAGAUCGGGAUGGACAGUAAUUGUUGCAUUACAAAUGACAAUAAUAUGCAAACAGCCCUGGUAGAGCCGGAUAGUGAAACCAUCCCGAAUUACCGAAAUUUGAUGACAGAUUUUCAGGAAGUUGUUGAACCGUUACAUGACAAUAUGCCCUCAAUUAAUGAUGACAUUCAACCGAAAUUUGCCCAAUUAUACAUUCACGAUACAGAGAAUGAGAUAGACAAUCGCUUAAACUCUGUGAGGGCCGAAAACAAUGGGUCUGCAUUGCAUAGUGAGGUAGUACAUGACAUUAAGCAAGUGCUAGAUGAACACAAUGUGUUGGUUAAGUCAUUCCGAAUGGCCAAGUCGUUUCUGGAGUCUAAUCCUCAACGUCAAAUUAGAAUGAGAUUAAUAGGAAAGAGGACUAAAGAUGCCAGGACUUAUGCGUUACCAACUACUUCCGAGGUUGCUGCACUCAUUGUUGGAGAUAUAGACCCGUACAUGGGUCAACGGGAUAUUGUUGUCGAGUGUAGAUCUGGAGCCCUGAAACGAAUAAAUGAAUUAAACCCGGCAUAUUUACCACUGCAAUACCCAAUCUUAUUUCCAUACGGGGAGGAUGGUUUUCGAGAAGAUAUACAUUUUGCAACACUUGGUACAAAACAAGAUUUUGCAAGAAAGAGUGUUUCACAAAGAGAGUACUUCGCGUUCCGUAUCCACGAAAGAUCAAAUGAGAUCUCAACAAUAAUGUAUGCUAAAAGGUUAUUCCAACAAUUCUUGGUUGAUGCGUAUACUAUGGUUGAAUCUUCGAGGUUGCUCUAUAUUAGGUCAAAUCAAAAAGCUUUGAGGUGUGAGGCGUACAAAGGGUUGUCUGAUGCGCUGACCCGCGGUGAAGUUCAACCCAGCUCGACAGGGAAAAGAAUAAUAUUACCAUCAAGUUUCACCGGAGGAGCAAGAUACAUGAUACAGAACUAUCAAGACGCCAUGGCAAUUUGCAGAUUCAUAGGUUAUCCAAAUCUGUUUAUUACUUUUACAUGUAAUCCUAAAUGGCCCGAGAUACAACGAUUCUUGGAGAAAAGAAACUUGAAAGCUGAAGAUCGUCCCGACAUUGUCUGCCGUGUUUUCAAACUUAAGCUAGACUGUUUAAUCAAAGAAAUAAAAAAUGGGAAACUAUUUGGUCGCGUAAAGGCAGUAAUAUACACGGUUGAAUUUCAAAAACGUGGUCUUCCGCAUGCUCACAUAUUACUGUUCCUACAAGCGACCAACGACUUUACCAACCCGACUUUUAUGGACACGAUCAUUUCAGCCGAGAUUCCCGACAAGCGUUCAGACAUUGAGUAUUACCAAGCUGUCGAAGAAUUCAUGCUGCACGGCCCAUGUGGUGCUGCAAGGAGUAAAUCCCUGUGCAUGGCAAAUGGCAAGUGUUCAAAGCAUUUUCCAAAAAGAUACAUUGAUGCAUCACAUUUUGACCAAGAUGGUUACCCGUUGUAUCGAAGAAGGGAUGAUAAGAGGACAAUCAAAAAGAAUGGAAUAGAGUUGGAUAAUAGAUAUGUUGUACCACAUAAUCGGUCAAUCAAGUACCUCUUCAAGUAUGUAAACAAGGGCAACGACCGUGUAACUGCUGAGUUUUAUAAGACUUCGAUGGAUGAAGCGGGUAAUGAGAUUGUGGAUGAGAUAAACAUGUACUAUGAUUGCAGAUACGUAUCUGCAUGCGAAGCAGCUUGGAGAUUGUUUAGUUUUGAAGUCCAGUAUAGAACUCCCCCUGUUGAGCGAUUGAGCUUCCACUUGCCGGAUUGCCAAUCAGUUGUUUUCCAAGACGAUGAUAGUAUUGAUAAUGUACUCAAUAGAGAAACUGUUGGUCAAAGCAUGUUUAAUGCAUGGUUUUUAGCCAACCAGAAUUACAAAGAAGCGAGUUAUACAUAUAACAAUUUGGAUGUUGCUAUUAUAACAGAUUUGGUCUUAACAGAGGAAGAGAAAAAGAACUUUGGAUUAUUGGAAUUGGAAAACCUGUUGGGGCAACAGAACAAGUCUUUAAAAGACUUUCCUCCGAUGCCCACACCAAGUACUGAUAAUACAAGGUUGUUUCAAAAUCGAUUGGUUUUUGAAGAAUUGAGUUACAAUACGGAACGAUUGAAGAAAGAUUCUGAACUGAUGUGUGCCAAACUAACAGAAGAACAAGGUCUCAUUUUUUAUACUGUUAUCCAAGAUAUUGCAACCAAUAAAGGUGGGUUAUUUUUUGUUUAUGGAUACGGUGGGACAGGAAAGACUUUUUUAUGGAGAGCGUUAUCCGCUGCAGUCCGGUGCAAAGGCCAGAUCGUUUUAAAUGUCGCAUCAAGUGGCAUAGCUUCUUUGUUGUUACCAGGUGGCCGAACAGCUCACUCGAGAUUUGCAAUACCUAUUGCAAUAAAUGAGGACUCUACCUGUAACAUUAAACAAGGUAGCGACUUGGCUGAAUUGUUGAUAAAAACGAGCUUGAUAAUUAGGGAUGAAGCCCCUAUGAUGCACAAACAUUGCUUUGAAGCGUUAGAUCGAACCAUGCGAGAUUUAUUGCGUUUUGUUGACCCUAACAGUGAAAUGAAGACCUUUGGUGGUAAAACAGUGGUCCUGGGUGGAGAUUUCCGCCAAAUUCUUCCAGUAGUUCCAAAAGGUACACGUCAAGACAUUGUUUCGUCCGCUAUAAAUUCAUCAUAUUUAUGGGAUAGUUGCAAAGUUUUAAGAUUGACUAAAAACCUAAGGCUAAGUUCGGUACACAACGGGGUGAACGGGCAGGCAUUACAAGAGUUUGCUAACUGGAUUGCCAAUAUCGGCGAUGGAAAGCUUGGUGGGCGGAAUGACGGAUUCGCAGAGGUUCAAAUACCUAAUCACAUGUUAGUAUCAUCCGGGGGGAACGACAUUAAAGCAAUUGUGGAAAGUACAUUUCCAAUGUUUGCAGUUGGAAACACUGACCUUGAGCAUCUGAUAGGUCGUGCUAUACUUGCACCAACGCUGGACGUUGUCAACGCAGUUAAUGAAUAUAUAACUAAGCUGCAUGAUGCCGAAAGCAGGUCCUACUAUAGUUCAGACGCAGUAUGCAAAGCCGACGGUGAUAAUGGUAUACUUGGAGAUGUACACACCCCGGAAUUUCUAAAUAGCAUUUGUGUGUCGGGUCUACCAAAUCAUACACUGAAUUUGAAAAUUGGCUCACCAGUAAUGUUAAUGAGAAAUAUUGACCAUUCUCUUGGGUUGUGCAAUGGAACUCGGUUGAUAAUCACAAAGUUAGCAGACCAUGUUAUUGAAGGUGAGCUUCUCACUGGUCCCAACAAAGGUACAAAAGUGUUAAUUCCCCGAAUGUCAAUGUCACCCUCGGAUCCAAGAUUACCGUUCAAGUUUCAACGAAGGCAAUUCCCAUUGAUGCUUUCAUAUGCGAUGACCAUAAACAAAAGUCAAGGCCAAACGUUGACUCAUGUAGGGCUAAUACUAAAGAAAUCGGUUUUUGUACACGGUCAGUUGUACGUAGCUGCAUCUCGGGUUAAUAAUUCAGACGGUCUGAAAAUACUGAUUGUAAAAGACUCAAGUUCAACUACUACAUCAACCACUAAUGUUGUAUAUCAUGAAGUUUUCAAUAAUUUGUAA